AUGUCUCCGACCGUGUUUCCACUGGUACCCUACAAAAACGGAAAACAACACGCAGUCGUUGGAACCUCCGAUCUUUCGACCUGGCAUAAACAUCUGCCAAACGAGCGAGGAGUCGACAGCAUCAUUCAUGCAUUCAAAGCCAUUUUCAACCAUGUCGGCGUUCACAUUCACGGCUACUAUCGGAACACACCAGAGGUAGCUUCUGGCCCUGAUCUGGCUGCUCUGGCAGAGCUCUUGACAACGUCGACGGCAGGAGCAACGGUCUUACAAGUGCAGGAAAGUGGGCAGAUGCUCGAGGGUGUCUUGAACAGGUGGACCGUCGGCAGGAUAUCGUUACGCUCCGAGGUUGACCAGUCCUUGCUUCCCAAAGAAUUCACGGGCAUCCCAAAGCAUACUCAUUGGGACAUGGAGACUCACGAGGAGAGACUUAUGCUGGGCGUCGAAUCCAGGAAAGGCUUUCCGCAAGCACUGUCACAGUGGCGUGUUCUAACUGGCUUCCUGUACGGCAAUCCCGCCGAUCAGCAGAAUUUCAGAAGUGUCAGGGAUGCCAACAUCCAGCAGGCCGUCAAGCUAUUCGCAAAAGCAUAUUCGCCCUGGAAGUUACUAGGCAAGAACCAUGCCGAUCGAGAUUCCAGUCUGCGAAGUAUCCUCGUCGAGGCGAGCGCAGCAGGAAGCCAGCUGUUCACACAGCUGACUACAUUCGCAUUCGAGUGGCAGAGCCAUGGCAAAGACACAGUCAUUAGCCCCGCACUGGUAAUGCGUAUGGACGAGAACGGAGAGCCGAUCAGACGUUCGAACACAUUGAUCGAAGCGAGGUGUGCGAGGACGAGGUCUUGA
Messenger RNA from Recurvomyces mirabilis, 837 nucleotides. RefSeq lists its product as uncharacterized. Lineage: Eukaryota; Fungi; Ascomycota; Dothideomycetes; Mycosphaerellales; Teratosphaeriaceae. The transcript has 2 exons. The record is from RefSeq and is a predicted model, not a curated record. Bases 1 to 837 code for a protein of 278 amino acids.